AUGGCCAACAAGGAGAAUCAAUCGCCACUCUCUAGCCGUCCGGCCUUCUCGCGACUGUCGCCCAACAACAAACCUGCGCUGAGCAGCCAGCGCGAUCACUCAGCAUGCAGGAACCCGGACACGCCACUCAAGGUCCGCAAGACGAGAGAGAACUUGAGGCAGCACGCCGUCUUUGCAGACAUACCUCCACCGUGUGUCCAUGCGCACUGUACGAAAGAUCACCAUGCUACACCCAUCAGUUCAUCGACGACUGUUGUCAGUAACCACCAGCUGCCCCGGGAACAGACUCCAGCACCGAGAGCGGAUGUAUAUGCCACAGAACCAGCGCCGCUGGCAACUCCAUCCUCUUCAUCCCGCAUGCAGCGCCAGAAGUCAGUCAGCCGUCGCAUGCUGUCAAGGGUCAAGCAGGGCAUCGGGAACCGAUCCAAGAGCUCACACUCCGUCCGACCAACCGAGUCUGACACCAGCCUGGCACGGAGACUGUCUGGUCGCCGCAAACCAAGCCAGGAGAUUGACAAACGCUCACACAGCUUCGAGAUCGCGCGAGCCAGCAUUGACAGUGGGAUUGACCAGACGCCGGCCUCGGUAAGCUUUGUACCUUCGACCGUGCAACGCUCGUUCACCGGCUCGACUGUGUCUACGAACGAGGCAUUGGGAGAGGGAUCCGCGAGCAACACCCCGGACUACGCACGACAACAUGGCGAGCUGGCUAGCCUGCGUCUUUCGCCUAUUCCGUCUUCUUCGCCACCACCUAAUCAAACGCCUCGGCCACCACCCCAGAGAGAGCUACCUCCACUGCCACAGUCCACGCCGAUCUCUUUGCACGUUCCUUGCAUUGAGCUGUGCGUGGCCUUGAGCUCCAGCGCGGUCGAUCUGCAUUCGAAGCAUGAUAUCUGGGUGGCUAUGGAGACUACCGUGAGGCCAAUGCCGACGACUCUCGACACAUCAGGCCAAACAUCCACCGGAACCUCAACCGUUGUCUCUGCGAGAUCACACCCAAUUGAUGACACUGAGGGCUCAAGCACAGCUCGAAACGUCUGCGGAAGCAUCUCAAGCCUCAGACUCUGUUUCAAGCCUGUUGGAGGCUGCAGUGUCCGCGAAGUGAUUGGACAGAAGACAUUCAAGGACUUGAAGAUUGGCCAGCAAUGCUCGCUGUUCAUCAAAGUGCAUGUCCCAAGGGUUCGCAUUCGAGACAGCUCAGUUGACCCCGACCCGGACUCACUACUCGCGGAACUGGAGAGCAUGAUUGGGACCUUGAAGAUGGAGAUUCUUCACCUCGAGGCACGCUACAGGCACUGCUUGCUGCCUUCCGACAACGUGGUCACCGUUCGUCACAUCUGCAAGGUAAAACGGCCUAAGACGGAAUCACGAUGGAGCGUUGUUGGUCUGGAUGCCACGUUGGGCUCAUCGUCAGACGUACAUGUUGCCUUGGCGCAGUAUCUGGCUGCCACAUACUCAGCUGCGCAUGCAGUGGACAUGCUGCAACGACAUAUCGACAAUGCUGCGAAAGAUGAGCCCGCCGUACGCCAGAUUCGGGAUUCGCUGAUGGAGAAGAUGGUGGCAUGCGAUCAGCAUCGCGGUGAAGACGUCAACCCAUCUGUUAUCGUCACCGACAGCGAGCUUGACGUCGUUCCGUCUGCUAACCCGCCGCCUGCUACUAAUUUUACGGCUCCUAGCACGCCGGCUGCUCGGGAACAGCCACGUGAGAUGCCAUCGACUCCUAGAACGAUGGAAAGAAAGCCCAAGCUCAAAGAGCAAGGACUUCUCGGACGCCCUGUCAUUGCCGCACCUCCAGUGCUCUCGCUGGCAAAGACGACCAUUUCACUCUCGGGCUCAGCGCGUCCCUUCUCACCAGAGCCUUGUGCUAACGACGAAGCAAACCUCGAGCGAUCGGACUCUGCCAGGCAGCUGUGGCGUCACAUUCGCAGAACGUCGCUAUCGACGAAACAGCUUGAAGAGCUGACAACCCAGGCGAGCAAAGGGCAUCUCGAGCCACCAGACGAGUCGGUCAAUGAGCUUCAACGCCAAGCUCUAGCCAACAAGAGAAGCGUGGGGGCGGAGACGCUGAGGGCAUGGAAGUGGGACGAGAAGCUGGAUCAGGACUACAGGCCUCCUGAGGCUCCGUGGAUGUGA
Saxophila tyrrhenica is the source of this 2133-nucleotide messenger RNA. RefSeq lists its product as uncharacterized. The transcript has 2 exons. The record is from RefSeq and is a predicted model, not a curated record. NCBI's taxonomy places the organism in Eukaryota, Fungi, Ascomycota, Dothideomycetes, Mycosphaerellales, Extremaceae. The coding region runs from base 1 to 2133 and encodes 710 amino acids.